GGCGCGACCGGCUCCGCGCAUGCGCACAUCCUCCUGCGCUCCGCGGCGCACACCCUCUAGCAUCGCGGUGGCUCCGCCUUCCGCUGCGCAUGCGCGGGGCUCCCGGCUCUGGCAGGGGAUCUGAGGUUGCCUUCCCGUCCGUGAGUGGGGCCGCGCCUCCCUGAGUGUGCGGCGGCUUUGCGUGCGGUACGCGGCGCUCCCCUGAGACGAUAUGAAGAAGAUAUUCGGCUUCGGGAGGAAGAAGAAGGGGAAACCUCCGCCGCCCGGCAGCGCCGCCUCGCCGUGCCCCGCCGGUGCGUACGAGCUCCGCCAGAAGGAGUUGGGCAAGCUGCACCGCGCGGCCGCCGCCGGAGACCUGGCCCAGGUGCGGCAGGGGCUGAAGAAACAAGGCAUCGACGAGCGCGACAAGGCGCAGCGGACACCACUGCAUCUUGCUUGUGCAAAUGGACAUGCGGAUGUCGUUACGUUUCUAGUAGAAAACAAGUGUAAGCUAAAUGUUUUUGACAGUGAUAACAGAUCACCACUGAUGAAGGCAGUACAAUGCCAGCAAGAAAAAUGUGUGGUAAUCCUGCUAGAGCACGGUGCUGAUCCGAACCUGGGAGAUGCUAGCGGCAACACUGCCCUUCACCUGGCUGCUGUAGCUCCUAACACAUUUCUGGCGGGGAUAUUAAUUGAGCACAAUGCCCAUAUUGAUGCUCAGAAUAAGGAUGGAUGUACUCCCCUUACUCUUGCUGUCUCUGAACAUCAUGAUGAGAUGGUAGAGUUCCUCCUUAAAAAAGGAGCUGACGUUCAUGCUCGAGAUCUGUGUGAGAGAACCCCACUUAUGACUGCUGCUUCCGGUGGGGAGCUUAAGUUGGUAAAAGUUCUUCUUCGCUAUGGUGCUGAUCUUUCCCAUAAAGACACUAAUGGAUGGACAGCUGAGGAUUAUGCUAUUAUUCAUGGAUAUGUUAGUCUUAGUAAACAACUGGCAGAAUAUGCAGAUUGGGAGAACACAGGGGAAGCUUCUGCAGGUGCUUCCCGAGGCAUCCCAGUGCCGAUGACUCCUCACAAGGCAAGAGCUGCUGGCUUUACAUUUGGUGCACCUGCUGUGGACAGAGGAGGAAUGCAGCAGUCUCCUAAGCAGACACCAAGAACAGGAGAAUCAAGGAAAGCAAUAGAUGACUUUUCCCAUGGAGACUCAAUAAGAAGUUCUGAAAAAGAGGGCAGUAAUGACAGUUGGCAUACUUCUGAGGAAGAAGAACUGGAUUUUACACCCAAGAAGCCACAGAAGCCAAACUUGACAAUGUUAAUGAAUGUUUCCCAGAAGUUCAGGAAUACAGGUGGUGGUGAUUGUUCUAGAACUGAAAGUCCUAAGUCACAGAAGAAAAGCCUUAAACAAAAAACAAGAGAUGCAAACCUGGACAGAGGAGAAUGUGGAGAGUUGUUGAAUGAAGAUAUCUCAGAUUCAAGCAGCCUUGAGGAAGAUGAAUUGGAGGAAGAGGAAGAAGACGAAAAUGAUGAUGGAGAUGACAAUGAGGAGGAGGAAGAAGAGGAAGAUCUUACUCAAGAUGAAAAGGAGGAAGGAGAUCUGGAAGAUGAAGAAACUCAAUCUAAUGAAAUAAUGGAAGAAGAGCAGAGAGGUAAAAUAGAACCGAAAGAAGAAAUUAAUCAGAAAUUGGGGUAUCUUACUAAUGUUAAGAAUGAAGGGGAUGCACAAUGUGGAGCUGGAAGUGUCUCCAGUGAUUAUCAGAAAAUAUGUAAAAAAAUUGAUGAAAAGAUGGAGGAAUCUGUUGAUACUCCUGUGUCUUUUAUAGAUGGAUAUUAUGAAAGGUUGCAAGAGAAUAUAACAGCCAUGUCUCCAAAGAGAAUGAAUAAUGAAGUAUCUUACGAGUCAGUACCAAAACAAGCUGUCCUUCAAAAUUUAAAUAAUUUGCAAGAUAAACAAGAAAGCUGCAAGAAGAAAAGCAUAAUGCAGGAGAUGUUUCACAGAAAUACAACCUCUUCUUUUGCAGACACUGAAAUGACAGUCUUGAAAAAAGGGAUACCUCAGCCUCUCUCAAAUAGUGGUGAUCUUCAGGAGGAAAAGUUAAGUUUCAGUGAUGGCCUCAAAAGUAGUAGUAAUUCUUGGUCAGCAGCGGGAAGCUUAAAGCUUGAAAAUCAAAGACCAAGCUCUGUCACAGAUGAUGAAGAUGCUGAAGAAGAGCAGUAUAAAGAAGUAGAUAAUAAAUUGCAUGAAGCACGGAAACAAGAAAGUGAAAACCUGUGUCUAGAUAGAUGUGAGGAAAAUCUAAGGACAGCAUUUUCUUCAAGCACAAAAGAAGAGUCGCCUAAAUGGGAAGAAGAGGAAGAACAGGAGAAGGAAGAUACUGGUGGGAAGCUGCGAACUGUAGUUUUUGAUGGUGUGAAAAAUUCUGUUUGUAGUAAUAACCAUCAAGUCCAUAAUGAAGAAGACGCUGCUAAUGAGAGAAGUGCCCUGCUAGUAGCAGGAGCAGAGCAAGAGGAAGAGUCUGAAUCUCCCUGGGAUUCUGAGACACAUUCUGGAAGUCCAAGGAAAGUAUCACCUGAUGUGUUGCUCCCAGCUGCAGAUGAACAUGGGGUAUGCUUGCAGAGUAUUUCAGGGGAGCUCAACAAUGGCUUUUCAGAGAAAUGCAGUGAUUUGCAGUUGAAGGUUUCUGCAGUUUUAGAGAUGAAUGAAAAAUCUUCAAAAAAAGAAAGGCAAAAAUCAGAUCUACAGGAGGAAUUGAGUGUAGGAGAUGUAGACAAUAUUGAAGGUGAGUGCUCAGAACUUAUCUUUCAUGUGUCAUCAGCUGAAAAAGAGGUGGUCAAGGACGCCAUUGAAAACUGUGGGAGGCAGGAUAAAUAUGUUUUAGAAACUACCAACUUGAUAGAAAACCCAGCAUAUGAAAAGCAGACUGACAAAGCAGAAAUUUCUCAUCAGGAAGUCCUAGCAGAAAAUGAGGAAUCCCACAGUACUGACAAGCAGUUAAGUCUAAAGCCAUGGGAAGAAAGAUAUGAAAGAAUGUGGGUUGAAAAAGAGAAAAGGGAAUUGAAAACAAAUUUUAAAAACAUUACAGCAGAGCUGAAGCUGCUGUUUGGUGAAAUUAAUGAAUCUGAGGAAACUUCAUCCCUUGUGGCAGAAGUGUCAGAAGAUGUCUUCAAUGAAGAAUUGAAGAGUUUUCGUGUUUCAUCUUGCGUGACAGAAUCAAAUAAUAAGUUAGAAAGUAGAGGUGAAUUUGGAGAUAAGAAACUUAACGUAGACCUAAAACAACCCAAAGUGGAAACUGUAGCUCAGAGUCUCGGCGUCCUUCCUGAUCGCAAUAACUUAAAUGCAAGCGUGGAAAAUACCUGGAGUACAGAUGAAGAAGACUGCACUAAUUACACAGAUAAUACGAAAGUACCUCUAGCAAGAGGAGAGGAAAUGGAAGAAAAUGAGAGUGGGAUUAGUAGGAAUGUAGAGGGAAGUCCUGAAUAUUCCAUGAGACAUUGUUUAAAAACAAAUAUUUUGGAUGACAUUUCUAAUAUUCUUCCUAAAAUAAGACCUAUUUCCACAAAUGAUGAAAGUACACUUGGUUUUAUGAGAGAGAAGAAAUUUAGCAAGGAUGUCUGUCUUAGUGACAGUGUUUCCAGAGACUGCCUUAUCAAAAACAAGGAAAUAGGAGAAACAGAAAUUGAGAAUCUUUUUCCACAUGAUCAGCAACCUUGUGGCAUGCUGAAAAGGAAUCUGGAUGAAGAACUAAAACAAGAUGUGGAAAGAUUUAAGAGUAAGGUAGGAAUGCUGCAAAUGGUAUUCCUGGCUUUGGAGAAAGAGAAGGUACAGCUACAAAAAGAGGUUGAGAAGGAAAAAAGGAAGCAGGAACAUUUCAAAAUGCAAGCAGUGGAGAAGGAGGAAGAUCUUGAUAAAUUAAAUACACCGGCAGGCAGUAUUACCAAUCAACCAGUAAAAGAAAAGCUUGCUCUAAGGAAGAAUGAAAAAAAAAUUGAGGAUGAAAAAAUGAUGGAAGAAAAACGCACAAGGACCUUUUCAUCUGAGGAGAGACCAAAAUUAAUUGGAAUGCCACCAAAAGGUAAAUCUGUUCUGAAUGCAAAAGGUAUGAAGAAAAACGAAAAUAAAAGGCAGUCUACAAAGCAGAAGGCUAAUCAGGAGAUUCAAGUAAUGGAUGAUAGCACUUGCAGUGAAACAUCUCAAGUUGAAGAAAGACCUGCAACAAAAACAGGGAGCGAAAAGAACAAGGUCAGCAUACAGAUGGAUGUUACUGACCUUGAUUUAACACAGUCAUCUGAUACAACUACAGAAGAUGCUGACUUGCCAACUUCAACUUACAAAGAAGCUAUGUUGCUGUUAGAACAGCUUAGUGUGGAUCAUACAGAUUCUGCUAUUUUGCUGAAAAUUCAAAACAUACUUCUUGAAUAUGAACAGAGAAUAGAUUGUGAAAAAAAUCGCUAUGCAGCUCUCUGGAGAGAAGUCAGGAAGUUGGAAAGUGAAAAAGAGGAGUCACAGAUAACAGCAGAAGAGACUGAAGAUUUGAAAUCCAUAUUGGCUCACCAAGAAAUGGAAUUGAAAAGUGAUAUCCAAAGCCUGAAAUUUUCUUUGAAACAAGAAGAGCAAAAGAGGCUUAGAGCUGAAAUGCAAUAUGAAAAAAUAAGAGAACAACUAAGGAGGAAAGAGGAUCAAUAUUGUAGAGAAGCAGAGGAGAAACAACAACUUGAGUUGUGUGCAAGGAAUUUAGAAAUGGAGUUAAUAACACUGAGAAAGCUCAUGAAACAGAUUGAAGAAGAGCGUGAUGAAACACAGAGACAGCUCUCUCAGGAAAAGAGUGCUAGAGCUCUACAAGAAGGAAUUUUGAACAGCCACCUGUGGAGACAGAAGGAACUGGAAGAGGAGACAAGAAAAACUAUAGGAAAAAAUUCAGAGGAAUCUGACAUUAAUGACAGAGAAAAGGAUCUGCUGCACAAAAAUCAGUUAUUGCAAGAAGAGAUUGCUAUGUUAAGACUUGAACUUGAUCAAGUAAAACUUAGGCACCAGGAGGAUGAAGGAAAAUAUUUAGAGGAAAAUGAGUCUUUGAAAGAAAAAAACGACGAUCUUCAGAAGGAACUUAAGCUGAAUGAGGAAGCCUUAACACAAACAGUAUUUCAGUACAAUGGACAGCUGAAUUUACUAAAGACAGAAUCUGCAAUGCUAACUUCCAAGCUUGAACAGACAAAAGAAAGCAAAGACAGACUGGAAACAGAGAUCGAAUCAUUCCGUUCCCGCUUGAAUGCGGCUGUUCAAGAUCUUGAACGUCAUCAGUCACUGAAAAGUGACGUUGAACGAACAUUUCAGAGAGAACGUGAUGAAUGGUGUCGUUUACAAGACAAGCUCCAUCAUGAGCUCUCUGAUGUGCAAGAGACCAACAAGAGCUUGUCUCAGCAGCUUAGUAAAAUGGAAAGCAAAGCUAAUCGUCUAGAAAAUGAGCUUCACCAGUUGAAACAAACACUUCGAGAAAAAACACUGCUUUUAGAAAUGACACAGAAAGACUUAAAUCAAGCCCAGUGUCAGGCCAAAGAAAGUGAUCAUGCACGGCAACUUGAGAAAGAUCAAGUCAGCAAAUUUAUGAUAAAGCAGGAAUCUAUGCAGGAACGAUUGGCUCAGCUCCAAAGUGAAAACCUCUUACUCCGUCAGCAGCUGGAAGAUUUGCAGAACAAGGGGAUCAUCAAAGAAAAGGUUGUGAAUGAUGUCCAGGACAGAUUUAAUGAUAUUUUCAACAAACUCAGAGCUGAUACUGAAAAGCAAGUUUACCUCGUGGAAGAGAGAAACAAGGAAUUAAAUACCAAGUGUACUGAUUUAAGGGAACAAGUCUUUAAAUAUGAGACUGACAAAGUAGAAAGAGAGGGUUUGGUCAGACAGCUACAGCAGGAGCUUGCUGAUGCUCUUAAAAAGCAAUCUAUGUCAGAAGCUUCCCUUGAAGUUACUACGCGCUACCGCAGUGACCUUGAGGAAGACAAAUUGCGCUUGCAAAAGGAAUUGGACAGGGUUAAAACCAAGUUACAGGAAUCUGAAGAACAGCGUAUUCAGUCUGAGCAUUGUGUUCACGACUUGAAGACUGUCCUGGAUAAUAAGGAAAAAGAAGUAUCAGUUUCUUCCCAGAAACUGCAAGACCUUCUGUUAGCAACUUCUGGAACCAAUACUACUAUAAAACAACUGGAAGAACAUGUGCAACGACUUGAAAUUGAAAAUGCCAGAUUGGAAGCCACAACCAAACAACAAACCAAUAGAAUUGAAGCUCUUCAGAAGGAUCUGCAAGCUUCAGCCUCAGUUCAUAAUCGCCUAGAAGACUUGAUAGCUGGCUUACGGAUAGCACAGACAGCUGCAGAAGAAUACCAACAUCAGCAGAUGCAAAAGCAGAAUAUGUUGACUGUGACAUCAAAAGAAUCACGCAGUAUGUGGGAGGAAGAAUUGAAGUCAAAAGCCCUCCUUGAAGAUCGUCUUGCUCAGCUUGAUAGGGAAAAGGCUGAGCUCUUGGAGCAGUAUGAGGCUGAAAGAAAGAAAGUGAAGAAGCUGGUAGAGUUGAAACAACCACUUGAAGCACGUCUUGACCAGGAAAUGAAAAGAAACGUUGAACUGCAGAAAGAAUGUCACAGGUGCAAGAGGCUUCUGAACAGAGCUGUGAAGAAACUAAGAAUGCAUGAGGCCAGAGAAAGAGAGUCCCAAUUUAAUUUCCAGGGAGAAAUGAAGAACAGGUAUUCUGAAAUGGUGAAUGAAGUUGGAAAAUUAAGAACAAAGGUUGCUGAACUUUCUCAGCAGCUGGAGUUAGAGUCUAAAAAAUGCAUCCAGCUGGAAACACAAAACCAGGAUUUGCGAGAAGAGCUGUCUGUUCUGCGUGGGAACCAUGAAAAGCUGGAGAAGAGCAAAUCCCAGCUGAAGGAAGAGGUGGCAAACCUCAGACAUCAUUUGGAGGCUAAUAUGGUGAAUCACAGCCAAAUAGAACAAUACAAGAAAGAGAUGGAAGAACGAGCCGGACAAGAAAUCAGACAAAAACUACAAGAAGUCAAUUUGUUUUUGCAGACACAGGCAGCCUCCCAGGACAGGUUAGAACAAAUCAGAGCCAAUCAUCAUGCCUCACUGAGAAACCAACUAAAGCACAGAAUUAAAGAUCUCGAAUGUGAGUUGGACAGAAUAAAAAAUACUCAACAAGACAAUAUUUUUCAAAAAGAAUCCACACAGGCAGAAGUGGAAAAAUACAAAGAAAAGUAUCUGGAAGAAGUGAAAAUUAGAAGAAGCCUAGGAAAUAAGCUGGAAAGAGCCAAUGAGAGACUAGCAGAAGCCAAUGCUAAGCUGCUUCAGGAGCGCCACAGAAACAAGUCUUUAAUUGCAAGCAGCAUUGUCACAGGAGGUCUGUCUGCAAGUCCAGUUCUGUAUUCAACUGAACUGGGGCAUCUUGGCAACAAUUUGGCACUGAACAGAAGUCUCAGCCUAGGAGGAAGCUUUGUGGGCACAGCUGGGAAUGCGUUAUCGGCAAGAAACAAGGUUGAAGCCUACAUGGCUAAGAUACGGAAGGAACUGGAUGAAAAAAUCACUAAAGAACUUGAACAAGCCAAUGCUGAACUUGAAGCUGGAUCUGCUGGAGCUUCUCCAAUGGCAUCUACUGAUGGAUCUUCAAAAAAUCUCAAUGUUGACCAGGAUCCCCUUUGCAGAGCAAUACAGGAGUACCGUGAUGUUUUAGCCAAAAAUUAUCUGAUCUAAACAAAAAUGCAAAGGGAAAAGUACUGGAAAUCAUUUUGUUUACAUAGAAUGUCUUUGAUUUCCCAUCCUGUAGCUUGGAUGUGGAAACAUCUUUAUAUUCAAACUGCAAUCAAUUCAAAAUGUAUUAAAUAGGUAUCAAGCACUCUGCACUUAUUUGUUGGUCACUGAUGUAUAGUUACUUUAUUUUGCACUCAGAAUAAGAACCGUGUCUAUUUUUUCUUACUAUCAGAUUGAGUAACGUUGAUUCUUGAACUUGACAGAACUGUCAGAAUGUUCUUGAUGCAUUAUUUUGCUCCACUUGUGUUCCGUGUUUUAACAAAAGCAUUCCCCUUGUUCUGUUUAACCCUUUCACUGUUCAUGGGUUUCCAGUGUUAUUUUAAUGCAUAGGAGGUUAUUUGAUUGGCUUUCUGCCAGCUGUUUCAGUCCUGAUGCUGCGAAUAUUUCUGCUGAUCAAGUGAAAGUUUUACCAGUGUUUAAGCUGGAGAAGAAUGCACUUUACAUUGUUUCACUUUUAUGCACCUUGGGUUUAAAAAUACUGUGAGUCUGUAGUAGUGCCAAGAAAGCUUUAAUGUGAUCUUUCUGAUAUUUUUGGUUUGGUAUCCGUGUUGGGUUUUGCAUUAGAAUUUGAUUCAACUUAAGACAUUCAUAGUUGCUAGAUAAACAUGCAAUGAACCUGAAGCAGUUCCUACUGGGAAGAAGGAAAAUUAACAUUUCAACCUUCCGUCCAAUUGGUACUUAACACUAUUUGUGUGGUGGGAUAACUUUUUAUUGCUGCUAACAGCUGGUGAUAAAAUAGCUGCAACUCAGGUGAAGAGUAAUGCUGUAGGAUUUUGUGACUGUAAGACAAGCAAUUUCGUUAACAGUUACAUGUUACUGAAGAUCUGCAGUAGUCAUUCCUUGUCUACAAAAUUUGCUAAAAUAUUACACAACAAAUGAAGUCAACAUUCCAGAGACCUGAGAAUGUUAUACUGAAGCAAACAGAAACUGGAAAAAAGAUUUUUACCCACUGAUUCAAUAACUUGAGUUAACAGGCAGUGAGGAGAUAUAAUGAAUGUUGCUGCAACUCUCUGCUCCUUUUUAUAUGAAUACAGUUUUGUGACACUAAUACACUGUAUUUAAUUCCAGGUAUUAUGUUGCAACUUGGUAUUUAAUAAACUUUCAUAUCUAGUA
Molecule: messenger RNA, 8869 nt
Organism: Meleagris gallopavo (turkey)
Lineage: Eukaryota; Metazoa; Chordata; Aves; Galliformes; Phasianidae
Gene: ANKRD26
Product: ankyrin repeat domain 26
Molecular function (GO): protein binding
Source: RefSeq, a predicted model, not a curated record